AUGAAUUUCUCACAAGAUCGGUUCGAUGCGGAGGCAUACGCGGAGGAGCAGAUGGAGGAGAACGACGAAUGGGAGGUGCGGCGGCUGGCACAGGAGCUAGCGGAGUUCAGGCGAGUGUCGGCAGAGGAGAUGCGGAGAAGCGUGUAUGCCAACUACCCCGCCUUCAUACGGACGUCGAAGCAGAUCUCGGCCUUCCAGGUGCAGCUGAAGCGCAUGCGCGAGAUGCUGACGCUCAACACGGCGCUCAUCCACUCGCUCGCGGAGAAAGGCAGCUGCCAGAGCCGCACCCUCGCGCUCUCCCUCUUCGCCCACUCCUCGCCGCAUCACACCCGCCGGAGGUCCGAAGGCGGGGGGAUUCACGACGACGGGUCGGACUCUAGCCAUACGCCUGACCAUUCUGUGCACUCCUCUCCCCCGGGGACGCCCCAUGCGGGUUGGCAUGGGGGCGGGGCGAGGGAGAGCGGUCAGGUGUGGUCGGUUGGUAGUACAGGGAGUGUGAUGGGGAAGGAUGGGGAGGGAGGAGGGGAGGUGAGGCUGAGGAGGAGGAGGACGAGGGGGAGGGAUGGGGAGUGGGAGGAGGAGGAAGAGGAGGAGGAGGGGAUGGAGGAGGGGUGGGAUGAGGAGGAGAGAGAGCCGACGGAGAUGGAGAGGUAUGCGGAGGCGUUGCCUGAUGUAUUGGAUGGGCUUAUAACGGAGCAGAAGAUUGAUCAGGCGAUUGAGUUGUUGGAGCAGGGGCAGCAGAUGGCGCAGCUCUCGUUACAGUCACAUGAGCGGAGGAGGAACAAGGAGGGGGAGUUUGCGGUAGGGGAAGCGGGAGAGGGUGGUGGAGAAGGGGUGGGAGGGGAGGUGGGUGGGGAGAGAGGAAAGGUGUGGGACGGAAAGGGUGGUGGGGAGGAGAGGGAAGAAGGGCGGGUGGAACGGUGGUUGAGAGAGGAGGAGGGGGGAGUGGAAGGGGAAGAGGAGGAACAUGAAGUGGGAGAGGAGGAGGAAAAGGAGGAGGAGGAGGGAGAGCACGGAGAGCAACGAAGAGCAGGGUCGGAGCAGGGUUGGGAUGAAAGGCCACUCACAAAGAGGUCUCUUACUGGGGGGACGCGUGGAGAGGAGUGGGGGUAUGUGUAUGAGGGUAUGGGGAAGGGAAGCAGCGUGGAUAAUGUGCCUAUAGGAGGAGGGGGCUUGAGAGGCAGCCUGAAAGAAAGCUUGAAAGAGGGUUUGAAAGGGGGUGUGAUAACGGGGCCUCGAGCGAGAAGUGUGGAGGAGAACGUGGGGAAUGCAGGUUUGGGGGGCGAGAGGUUGGGGACUGGGGAUGUGGGGGAGGGCUCACGGCAGGGGGGUUCACAUCACGUCACUGAUGAUAAUAACAUCACUGAUAGUUCUCUCGUUCCGGGCGGCGAUAAUACCCCUGAAACCGAACCCGCGGCGGACGGCGCUCCAGCAACGGAGCUUCUGAGUGAGUCAGCGGCGCUCGCCCUGUCAGCAGCAAUAGCAGAGCGCCACGUGGUGCUGGUUGCUGAGCUGGAGCGCACGGCGCGGCACUCGGACGUGCUGGGGGAGGAGCUGCGGUUUGCGGUUACCGGGUUGAUGCGCCUGGGGGAACUGGAGCUGGCGCAUCAGCUCCUGCUGGGCGCCUAUGGGGAGCGCAUCAGAAGGAGUGCUCGGUCGCUGCAUCGGUCUGCGACUGGGUUUGGCGGGUCGUACACUGCUGCUCUAUCACAGGUGGGUGUGAGGGGAGGGGAGGUGGGGGUUUUGGGCGGGGGGAGGAAGAAGGAAGGAGAGAAAGGGGUCUCCCUCAGCCACACCCACUCAUGCACUCCCCUUGUCCCCCCUCCCUCCCCCCUCCAGAUAGUAUUUUCAGCCAUAGGCCUGGCAACAGCCGAUUCAGCCAUAAUCUUUGCCAACCAGCCAGCCUGCUCAGCCGACCUCCUUCUGUGGGCGCGGCGAGAGGUCACCUUCGCCUUCUCCCUCCUCCGCCGCAACAUCCUCUGCUCCGCCGCCUCCCCGGGCGGCCUUCCCUCGUGCUACCUCCCUGCCUCGCUUGCUCCCACUGACAGCUCCCCCUUUUCCUCCCCCACUCCCUCCCCCCGCCCCUCUCCCCUUUCCCAGAUUGUCUUUUCAGCCAUAGCCCAGGCAACAGCCGAUUCAGCCAUAAUCUUCGCCGACCAACCAGCUUGCUCCGCCGACCUCCUCCUUUGGGCGCGUCGCGAGGUCACCUUCGCCUUCUCCCUCCUCCGCCGCAACAUCCUCUGCUCGGCCGCCUCCCCUGGCGGCCUCCACGCCGCUUCCGAGUGCGUCUGCAUUUCCCUCGGCCACGCGCGGUUACUAGAACCCCAAGGGAUCUGUCUCGCUCCGAUGCUCGGAGAACUCAUGCGGCCCAGUGUGAUGGAGGCUUUGGAGUUUAAUAUCCUGAGGAUUGAGGAUGCGGUGGUGUCAGUGGCUACGACCGAUGAGUGGCGGUUGGAAGCGGUUGAGCUGGGUGUGAUGCGGCUGAGGGGGUGGGGGGGCGUGCUGGGGCUGAGCGGGCUGAGGAUUCGGCUCACACCGAGUGCUGUGCGAUUCUACCUGCUGAUCGUGGUGAGUGGUGGUGGUGAUGGGUUGCCAGUUGCUGCUGGGGGGCACAUGGGUUGCUGCUGGGGGGCACAUGGGGUGGGGGUGACAGGGCGUGCUGGGGCUGAGCGGGCUGAGGAUCAGGCUCACACCGAGUGCUGUGCGAUUCUACCUGCUGAUCGUGUUGAGGACAUACUCCCUGGCAUCAACCUAAAAGGCAUUACUCUCUUUCUUUCUCCCUCCUCUUUCCCCGCGCCUCCUUGUCUCCCUCUCUCUCACUCCCACCAGGACCUGAUCGAGGACAUACUCCCUGACCUGAUCGAGGACAUACUCCCUGUAAUCGGCCUCCAUUUACUGGAUAAGGUUCUCGACGCCAUCGCAACGCAGUUUGAGUGUUUUGCAAGCCUCAUGGAGCUGGCGCUACCUGAGAUUCCACCUGACACCACGCCCCCCCCGGCACCUGGCUCUGUUGGUGCUCGGGCACAGAGGCGGAGGAGAGAAAGGGCGCAGCAGAUGAUGGAGGGGGGAGAGGAUGGGGGGAGGGGAAAAGGGGGAGUGAGAGGGCAAGUGGGAGGGGUUAGUGGGAGUGGGAGUGAGAGUGCGGAGGGUGUGACUGUGUCAGAUGGGAUGGGAGGAGAUGUGAUGGGAGGGGAGGAGGGAGGGGCAGAAAGGGAGGAGAGAGAAAAGGAGGCAGGAGAGGGGAAUGGGGGAGCAGAGGGAGAGGGGGAGGAGGAGGUGUGGGAAGAGGUGUCCAUUUCACGGAACGCCAGCCAGCAGAGACUGUUAAAUGGCGAGAGUGCUGACGCUGCUGCUGCUGCUGCUGCUGCUGCUGGCCGUUCCUCCCUGCGAGACCUGUCCUCGUUACAUGACGCUUUGGCACAAGCAGAGCUAGAAGAAGACACAAUCGAUCACAGCAACCCGCUUCUGGACCCUCCAGCCAACAGCUGGCAUGUGUAUCAUGUGCAGGAAGCAGAGACAGAGGCGCAGCAGCUUGCUGUGCUGGGUAAUGUAGCUGCUUUGGCCGAUGAGCUGCUUCCGAGACUGGUAGUGAGGCUGACUAUAGCGGAUAUAGAGGAUGAGGAGGGGCUGGGGUGUGUGGGGGAGGAUGAGGAGGAGGAGAGUGAGGAGGGAGGGAGGGACGGUGGGGGAGAGGAAGGGGAGGGGGUGGGGGAGGGUGGGGGGGAUGUGGACGGGGUGGGAGCAGGGGAAAUGGGGGAGGGGCGGAAGAAAGGUGGGAGGAGGAGCAAGGCACGGUCCACAUGGCUUGAGAGGCAGCAAUACAAUCUAGCGAAGCAGAAGGUGUGGAGGGCGAGAAUCCAAAGAGCGGCAUGGCGAAUCCGGGAGAUCUUCUGCGCGUCGCUGUGGGGCGGGUUUGUGUUCAGCGAGAGUGGGGAGCGAGUGCUGUGUGCAGACGAGUACCUGGGCAUGGAUGCAUGCACCAAGCUGCAGCAGUGGAUGAUGCACCCGCUGCCAUCGCCCCCCUUCCAGGCCCUUUUCCUCACAGUGAAUGCGGUGCAAUCAAGUCUAGAGAGGGUGCUAAGGGGGCAGGAAGGCAUGCACAGGAGGCUGCUGAGACGAGUCAUGGAGUGGCUGCUAUCGGGUCUGCUUACAGAGAGUACAAUGUGGGAAGACAUUCAAGCUGCAAACCCUCCCCUUGGGCCGAUAGGCCUGCACCAGCUCGUGUUUGACAUGUAUUUCGUGGUGCAAGCAGCGCACAGUGGCAAGACCUCCUCUCCGCUCAUCCGGGGUUUGGCAGAGGAUGCAGCCACACGGGCGAUUGUGGCCUACAGUGCACGCACAGGGGAGGAUCCCAAGAGGCUAGUGGAGGAGGACUGGUGGUAUCAGCACAAGUGCCAGACAGUUCUGGAAGAGCUCAAAGAAGCAGCAAGCCAGCCGUCCAGCCCCACUGGAGCCUCUGCCUCCACCGCCACCACUCCCUCCACUUUCCUCUCCGACGCGCCGUUUUCGUGGCUUCAGAGCAACAGCAUAAAGGGAAAUGGGGACGGUGACACGCGGGGGAUGCCAGGGCUGAAGGUGAUCAAGCGGUCUGUCGUUUCGUUUUCCCCGAUGAGGGUCGCGCCUCCAGCUAUUAGAGAUGCCCGGAGUUACACCACACUCACGCUUGUGUUCCCUCUCAACAUGGCGAAUCGCGCCUACCUCCUGCUACCCAUUUUCGUAGCGUGCCUCAUUUUGCUUACUGAGGCCACGGCCACGGCGAAGCCAUCAUCCGCGGCGUUCAAGCGACCCGGGGUCGCAAGGAUCCUCAAGCGCCACAACCCGGCGGGCGAUUCGUCGCAUCAUCAUCAUCAUGGCGGCAGCCAGCGGCCGUCGGCCGGCGGGUGUAGUUCGUCGCCGUCGCCGUCCUCGUGCGCCUUCUCGUUCGGCGGAUUCCAGGGCUCUAUCCCCGUGUUCAACCUGCCCCGGGGCGAGACGCCCAUCGGAACGACCUUGGUAGCAGACGGCGUGUCUAUUAUCAGGCUCAACUCGGACGGCGCGCAGUACCCGUGCGCGCGGAAGGGCACGGAGAAUCUCCGCAACCAGUUCUACGCUCGCGAUAACGUGAUCGUGAUGCGCUUCGUGCAGAAGGGAGACGAGGGGAAGCUGCGCGGCCAGCUGGUGAAGGUGCCAAUCACCAGCGCAGAGCUGAAAGUGGGCAAGAAAACCGUUAACCUCAACCAGGGACAAGGCUCAGACGUCAUUCCUGAAAAUCAGCGCUGCGUUCUCUUUAAGAUCGCGUCAUAA
Closterium sp. Yama58-4 is the source of this 5283-nucleotide messenger RNA. The record is from the annotation of a GenBank genome assembly. Lineage: Eukaryota; Viridiplantae; Streptophyta; Zygnematophyceae; Desmidiales; Closteriaceae.